Messenger RNA from Mauremys mutica (yellowpond turtle), 779 nucleotides. RefSeq names its product coiled-coil domain containing 86 (gene CCDC86). Gene Ontology annotation, cellular component: nucleolus. The record is from RefSeq and is a predicted model, not a curated record. Lineage: Eukaryota; Metazoa; Chordata; Testudines; Geoemydidae. Bases 109 to 729 code for a protein of 206 amino acids. The transcript is spliced from 4 exons.
GCACGCGUAGAGUCGGGAACAGUUCCUGUCGCGCGCGCCAAUGACGUCGCCGGCAGCUGCUCCGCGCUGAGAGGGGCGCGGCGGGAGGCUGCAGCUGGACACGUGGGGAUGGAGCCGGCUCCGGGCGCCAGGCGGCUGCGGAGGAGCCGGAGGCUGCAGGCGCAGGGGCUAGAGCCGGCGCUCGAGCGACCCCAGGAGGAGCCCAGGGCUCCGCCGCUCAGCCCCGAGGGCGGGCAAGCGGGUGCCCCCGGGGAGCCCGGCCGCGGCGAGACCCUGGGGGUGGCCCCGGCCCCGGCCCCUGCCCUGCAGCGGCGGAAUCCGGCCAAGAAGGGCAAGGAGGCGCCGGCGAUUCCCAAGGGGAAGCCUAAAUCCGGGCGGGUGUGGAAGGAUCCCGGCAAGAAGCGGUUUUCUCAUAUGAUUCAGGACAAGCCGCUCCGCACCUCCUGGGAGCGAAAGAUGAAAGAGCGCCAGGAGAAGAAAAUAGUCAAGGAUUUUGCCCGGCAUCUUCAGGAAGAAAAACAGAGGGAGCGUGAGGAGAAGAAGCAGCGCCGGGAAGAGAACUUGAAACGACGCCUGGAGAACGAGCGGAAGGCGGAGGUCGUACAAGUGAUCCGGAAUCCGCUCAAGUUGAAGCGUGCCAAGAAGAAGCAGCUGCGCCGGAUUGAGAAGCGGGAUACGCUGGCACUAUUGCAGAAACGCCAGGUGCAGCGCAAAGAGGCCAAGGAGUGAGGCUGCAGCGGGGAAGAGUAAUAAAGCCUCAGGGCAGCUGAUUCUCUGGG